AUGUUUGGAUUUGACGAUUGGCCCAACAAUGGUCCCUGGGAUGUGAGUGUGCUCAUUGGUGUUGGACUCAAGGAAGGCGGGAUACGGCGUGGCUCGUCGUCGUCGGACGAUGAAGAACUAUCUCCAGUUACAGCACUUGAAGGCUCUCUAAUAGAUAUCCCAUUUGGUCCAUGCGGUCCAGAAUCUCGCACAACUGCUAGCUGUUUGUUUCUGAAAGAGGGAGAGAAAUGGGAGAACCCAAAGGAUCCUGAUGAAGUUCUUGUGAAAUAUGAGGCUCGUCUUGAGGAUGGUACUGUUGUCUCCAAAUCUGAGGGAGUGGAAUUUACUGUCAAAGAGGGGUAUUUCUGUCCUGCACUUGCCAGAGCUGUCAAAACCAUGAAAAUGAAGAAAAAGUGCUCCUUACAGUCAAACCACAAUAUGGUUUUUGGUGAGAAAGGCAGACCAGCAGCUGGUGAGGAAGGUGCUGUGCCACCUAACUCAACACUACUAAUUGACCUUGUGUUGAUUUCAUGGAAGACUGUCACAGAGAUAGGUGAUGAUAAGAAAAUCCUUAAGAAAGUCCUUAAGGAGGGAGAAGGUUACGAGCGGCCCAAUGAGGGUGCUGUUGUUAAAGAGGAGAUUGGAGACGACGCAGCGCUUGUUCAUGUCAAGCGAAUUCUGCUGGACGUGGAGCCGGCAGCAGCAGUGGUGCUGGACGACCCAGAGCUCGAGUUGGCUCCUCCAGCCCCCGAGCCCAUGCCCGAGCCGACCAACGCGCCAGAGCCAGCAGAAAUAACAGUCAGAACUUUGCCCAGCUCACCGCCACCCGAGCCCCAGCACGCAGAACUCGAAGCCGGAAGCGAGGAGCAAGGCGGAGUUGCUGUUAUCGCGCCCGCCGACAAUGCAGCCACCCAACCAUCCGUCGUUGACACGGUGGUGACUACAGAAGAGGAGAGCCCGCAGCCUGCCCUCGGAGGAGAAGUCGACAGUAUACUCCAGGCCAUUAACAAGUUUGCCCAGGAGACGAACAAGAAAGCCCAAGAGCAAGCCGCCAAGCUGGAGAAAUCAGCAAGGCGCAUUGAUGAGCUGACACAGGAGCGGACCAACCUUGAACGCACCAACACCGAGCUCUGA
This is a messenger RNA of Panicum hallii, 1113 nucleotides long. Its product is annotated as peptidyl-prolyl cis-trans isomerase FKBP65-like. The transcript is spliced from 9 exons. The coding region runs from base 1 to 1113 and encodes 370 amino acids. Gene Ontology annotation, biological process: protein peptidyl-prolyl isomerization. Gene Ontology annotation, molecular function: peptidyl-prolyl cis-trans isomerase activity. The record is from RefSeq and is a predicted model, not a curated record. Gene Ontology annotation, cellular component: cytoplasm. NCBI's taxonomy places the organism in Eukaryota, Viridiplantae, Streptophyta, Magnoliopsida, Poales, Poaceae.